Molecule: messenger RNA, 1602 nt
Organism: Penicillium soppii
Lineage: Eukaryota; Fungi; Ascomycota; Eurotiomycetes; Eurotiales; Aspergillaceae
Product: putative MFS maltose permease
Exons: 1
Coding region: 1-1602 (533 amino acids)
Biological process (GO): transmembrane transport; carbohydrate transport
Cellular component (GO): membrane
Molecular function (GO): carbohydrate:proton symporter activity
Source: RefSeq, a predicted model, not a curated record
AUGGCGUCAAUGGACGACAUCACCAAAAUGGACGGCAAUCCCUCCCUGACCCUGGCCGAAGGCAAACAAGCUGCGAGGAAAGAGCAAUCCAUGACUCUCUGGCAGGCCCUGCGACUGUACCCCAAAGCUGUUUGUUGGUCAGUUCUGCUCUCGUCUACCCUGAUCAUGGAAGGGUACGACCUUGCUCUGCUGAGUUCAAUGUAUGCAUCACCUGCCUUCAACCAAAGAUUUGGAGAACAGUCGGCUUCGGGGAAAUGGGCCGUUCCCGCUUCCUGGCAAUCAGGUCUUUCCAACGGAGCACGUUGUGGUGAAGUCAUUGGACUUCUGAUCAACGGAUUGGUCUCUGAACGCUUGGGAUACCGACGAACUAUGAUCUGUGCCUUGGCCACGAUAACAGCGGUUAUUUUUCUAUUUUUCUUCGCUGUCAAUAUACAAAUGUUGUUGGCAGCCGAGAUCCUCGCAGGUAUUCCGUGGGGUAUCUUUCAGACUUUACCAGCUGCCUAUGCCUCGGAAGUUUGCCCCGUCGUCCUAAGACCAUACCUGACAACAUUCAUCAACAUGUGUUGGGUAUUCGGGCAAUUUGUGGCUAUCGGUGUCAACCGCGGCUCAAUCUCCCGCGAUGACCAGUGGGCUUGGCGCAUUCCAUUCGGUGUUCAGUGGGUGUGGCCAAUUCCCAUUAUGAUCGGUUGUCUCUUUGCACCUGAGUCUCCUUGGUGGCAUGUGCGUCAGGGCAAUGUUCAGGGAGCUCGACGAGCACUUCAGCGCUUGACAUCUCCCAAUGAUCCCAGCUUCGAUCCCGAGGAGACUAUUGCUAUGAUUCAACAUACCAAUGAGUUAGAAAAGUCUCUUUCAAGCGGAACCACGUAUUGGGAUUGCUUCAAGGGGACGAAUCUUCGACGAACCGAGGUGGUAUGUUUUGUCUGGUUGGUCCAAACUUUGUGCGGCCAAAAUCUUAUGGGAUACUUCGCCUACUUCUGCGUCCAAGCCGGUUUACCUACUGUUCAGUCCUUCAAUAUGUCUCUGGGGCAGUAUGGUCUUGGAGUCCUUGGGACAAUCGGAUCAUGGUUUUUGAUGAGCUAUGCAGGUCGGCGAACUAUCCAUAUCGCAGGUCUGGCCAGCCUUUUUAUCCUCCUGAUCAUCACCGGCUCUUUAUCGUUUGCCCCGAGCGACAACAGCCCAGCAAAGUGGGCAAUCGGUGUGAUGCUCAUUAUCUUCACAUUUUGCUAUGAUAUUAGCGUCGGUCCUGUCACUUACUCCCUUGUCUCUGAACUAUCUUCGACCCGCCUCAAGGCAAAGACUAUUGUACUUGCCCGGUGCUUGUACAAUAUCAGCAAUAUUGUUGUCAACGUGUUGACCAAUUACCAGCUCAACUCCACCGCUUGGAACUGGGGUGCUCGGUGCGCAUACUUUUGGGCAGGUACAUGCUUAGCGUCUCUGAUCUGGGCAUUCUUUCGUCUUCCUGAGCCAAAGGGCCGCACAUAUGAGGAACUAGAUCUGCUCUUUGAGCGUGGUGUUUCGGCUCGAAAUUUUACGUCCACCUCCGUGGAUCCUUAUGAGGGAGAGGCGACAGAGGUGCAUGAAGCCCACGUAGACAAACAGUGA